Molecule: messenger RNA, 1407 nt
Organism: Penicillium canariense
Lineage: Eukaryota; Fungi; Ascomycota; Eurotiomycetes; Eurotiales; Aspergillaceae
Product: CRAL-TRIO domain-containing protein
Exons: 4
Coding region: 1-1407 (468 amino acids)
Source: RefSeq, a predicted model, not a curated record
AUGACAGCCAUCGCGGAGGUCGAGCCUGGUUAUGUGGGGAAUCUGGACUCAACACAGGAAGAGAAACUUCAACAGUUCUGGACACUCCUGAUGCAAUCAUGGGAUCUGAGCAUCCCUGGUCCGGAGCCAGCCCGCAAAUCAUCAAUCUCCUCUAACGGCACUGCCAAAGUGCAUCGACGCUUUUUCUCUCUCGGUCGGUCACCACCUCAACCAACAGAGCAGGAAGUAGCCGCAAUCCCCGCCAACCUCCUCUCAACACUCGAGAGUCUCGGCGCCGGCCCAAAUGAGACGAAAGCAGUUGGGUCCCUUCUAACCAAAUUGCCGGGAGAGAGGCUGCGAUCGGCCUUUUUGACCCUCCUCAAACAGGACCACCCCGAUGCUCUCCUGUUACGCUUCCUACGUGCCGAGAAAUGGAACGUCCCGAAAGCAUGGAUUAAGUUUGUGGCAUCUUUGAACUGGAGAGUCAACGAAUACAAGGUCGAUGAAGAAGUGUUGCUCAAAGGCGAAGAACACAACCUCGAGAAAUCCCGGCAAGAAGGGAACUCCGCUGACAAGAAAGACGGUGAGGGCUAUGUACAUCAGCUCCAAACCGGCAAGGGCUACUUCCACGGCGUCGAUAAAUGGGGUCGUCCGAUUUGUGUCGUCCGAGUUCGAUCCCACAGCCCCAGCGAGCAAACACAAAAGGGUCUAUUCGAUUACAUCAUCCAUUGCAUCGAGUCGGUCCGCUAUUUACAGGUGCCUCCCGUCGAAUCAAUGGCAAUUGUGUUCGACCUCACCUCAUUCAGCCUGUCGAAUUGGGACUUCCCUCCCGUUAAAUUCAUCAUUGAUAGCUUCCAAGAGAACUAUCCUGAAUCCCUGGGCGCCAUGAUUUUCUACAAUGCGCCAUGGAUCUUCUCUGGAUUCUGGAAGAUCAUCCACGGGAUUCUUGACCCAGUGGUCGCUGCCAAGGUUCACUUCAUCAGUGGUGCGAAGGAACUAGAAAAACUGGUGCCAAAAGCACAAAUCUUGAAGGAACUUGGCGGCGAGGAAGAUUGGGACUAUGAGUACAUUGAGCCAUUACCACACGAGAGCGAUCGGCUAAAGGAUACAGCCACUCGGGAUUCCAUUCUCGAGGAAAGGAAGAAGCUUGGUGAUGAGCUCUUUAGUGUGACCGCGCAAUGGAUUUCUCACUCCGACGUUGACUCUGCUCUUAGCCGUCGGGGUGAGGUGAUUAAGGGUCUGAGUGCGAAUUAUUGGAAACUGGAUCCAUACGUGCGCGCUCGCAGUCUCCUCGAUCGAACAGGUGUCAUCACAGAAGGGGGAACCAUCAACUUCUACCCCCCGAAGGCGGCGACUCCGGUCGACGAAAAGUCAAAAAUGGUCACCGAGCACGUAAAUGAGCCCCAACUGGCAGCGGCGGCGGCUUGA